CAGAGAGAGAGAUCGAGAGAGAGAGCAUCAAGGAGUAAAUAGGAAAAAUAAAUGCACCUGCAACAUCAACUACCCACAAUACUCCUUCACCUGCAUAUAUUUACUCCUCUCUCUAUCUACCCUUUAUAUAUUCACCCCUCUUCCUCCUGCCAAACUCACACUGCUUCAUCCUUCAGUUCUCCUCCCAACACUUCUUGAAGCGAAACAGAAAUGGGUGCUAUGAUGAGGAACAAAGCGUCUUCUUCUUUGUUCAUAUGGGCAUUGGUUGCUGGUAUGCUCUCCCACAACCUGGUCAUCCCUGUCAUGUCCACCACCUUUGAGGACCAGAAGAACUACUACACUCCAGACCCCGGCACCGGAACUCCCCCACCUUCAGGCCACGGUGGAAGCACCACUCCCGGAGGUUCACAUGGAAGUCCUCCUUCCCACCACCAUACCCCAUCUCAUUCCAACCCUCCCUCUCAUGGAAGCUACAACCCUUCACCAUCACCACCUACCAACUGUGGUACACCACCAUCAAGACUAACUCCAACUCCAUCAAGACCGACAACUCCUUCAACCCCAACCUACGGAACUCCACCAUCAACUCCAACCUACGGAACUCCACCAUCAACUCCAACCUACAGAACUCCACCUUCAACCCCAUUAACACCCCCUGUCAUUGUUACUCCUCCAAUCAUCGGAACUCCACCAAUCGACCCCGGGACUCCAGGUGUUCCUACACCUCCCUAUCUUCCUAAUCCCAACUCCCCUCCCUUCACAUGCACCUACUGGAGGAACCACCCCACAGUGAUCUGGGGUCUUGUGGGCUGGUGGGCAACUAUGGGUCAUACCUUUGGUCUAACUAGCCUUCCAGGGUUCGGAUCAAGCACCAUGAACUUGCAGCAAGCGCUUUCCAACACUCGUACAGAUGGAGUUGGGGAACUCUACAGAGAAGGAACAGCUGCCUUGCUCAACUCAAUGGUGGACAACAGGUUCCAUUUCACUACCACGCAAGUCAGGGACAGCUUCGUCAGAGGACUGAGUUCCAACAAGGCAGCAAAAAACCAAGCUCGUCUCUUCAGGCUGGCUAAUGAGGGCAAACUCAAGCCCAGAGCUUGAUUCACCAUCACAUUUGCCUUCAGUUCACAGCUUAUGAGUACUACUACUACUACUGCUACUACCUUACAUCUCAGACUACUUCAGAGUGUGGUUCAUCCUAGAAUUUGUUAUGUCGUUAGUGUUUAAUUCUAUUUGCUGUGUUUAACAGCAUGUUAAGAUGGAUACUCAGUUAAUUUACAUUUUAAUGAGUGCUAAGUUUAUGUUUGUCUUGG
Messenger RNA from Fragaria vesca subsp. vesca, 1313 nucleotides. RefSeq names its product protodermal factor 1-like. Lineage: Eukaryota; Viridiplantae; Streptophyta; Magnoliopsida; Rosales; Rosaceae. The transcript has 3 exons. The record is from RefSeq and is a predicted model, not a curated record. The coding region runs from base 211 to 1101 and encodes 296 amino acids.